AUGCCACCACCGCCACCACCACCGCAGUCCAAAGGCCACAUCAAGGAAAUGGGGAGGUUGAAAGAGUACGAAGUGAUAAGAAAGUUAGGUCAGGGGACGUUUGGAGUGGUGCAAAAGGCCAAGAGCAAGAAGACUGGCGAUUUAGUUGCGUUGAAACAACUCAUUAACCAUUCGGCUAAGGAAGGCUUCCCCGUUACUGCCAUGCGAGAAAUCACGAUUUUGAAACGGUUGGACCAUAAGAAUGUAGUAAAAAUUGUUGAAAUGAUUUAUGAAGAGCCCAAAGUGAAUAACCCCGCCGAUUUGAUCACGCAGCGAGGGGCAUUCUAUACCGUGUCGCCAUACAUGUCAAGUGACUUGGUGGGGCUUUUAGAAAACCCCAACGUGGAGUUAGAACUCAACCAGAUAAAGUGCUUUAUGAAGCAACUCCUUGAGGGAAUACAGUAUAUUCACGAACAAGGGUUCUUGCAUCGAGACAUAAAAGCAGCUAACAUCUUGAUUGAUUUCAAUGGGGUGUUGAAAAUUGCCGAUUUCGGGUUGGCGAGAACGUACCAUGGGAAAAUCCCCAAGCUUGGACAGGGACCAGGUGGUGGAGAGAGGGCAUAUACUGGAUUGGUUGUCACUCGAUGGUAUCGACCUCCUGAACUUUUACUAGGUGAACGGAAAUACACUACUGCUGUAGAUCUUUGGGGGAUCGGAUGCGUGUUUGCAGAGUUGUUCACCCAUAAGCCGAUCUUGGUGGGGAAAUCAGACGCACACCAGGCACAAUUGGUGUUUGAUUUGGUGGGACCACCAUUGAACUGGCCCGAAGCGGCCAAGUUACCAAACAAAACAGAUUUCAAUAUUGGACUCACAUGCAAGCGAAGUCUAGAAUCUCGAUUCGAGAAGAUCUUGCCUCCUACUGGGGUAGAACUCUUGAGUGGGUUACUAACUCUCGACCCUUACAAACGAUUUAAUGCGUUAGAUGCAUUAGAGCAUGAUUUCUUCAAGACAGAUCCAUUGCCAGCCAAGCCUGAAGAUUUGCCCAAAUUC
Messenger RNA from Spathaspora passalidarum NRRL Y-27907, 1029 nucleotides. RefSeq names its product cyclin-dependent serine/threonine protein kinase (gene CRK1). Gene Ontology annotation, cellular component: nucleus. Lineage: Eukaryota; Fungi; Ascomycota; Pichiomycetes; Serinales; Debaryomycetaceae. The transcript has a single exon. Gene Ontology annotation, biological process: protein phosphorylation. The annotation marks the transcript as partial. Gene Ontology annotation, molecular function: ATP binding; cyclin-dependent protein serine/threonine kinase activity. The record is from RefSeq and is a predicted model, not a curated record.